This is a messenger RNA of Setaria italica (foxtail millet), 1987 nucleotides long. RefSeq lists its product as uncharacterized. NCBI's taxonomy places the organism in Eukaryota, Viridiplantae, Streptophyta, Magnoliopsida, Poales, Poaceae. The record is from RefSeq and is a predicted model, not a curated record. The transcript has a single exon. The coding region runs from base 441 to 947 and encodes 168 amino acids.
AUCCAGGUAGCAUCUCUAUUCUCUACCCUUUUAUCCUCUCCAUUCCAUUUUACCUUGGCGCAACCACGCAAGUCACAUCGCGCUGCGCUCCAGCCUCACCUCCUGACCUCUGGAUGGUACGUUCAUGGCACCUCACCUCGCCGUGACCCCAUGCUCCAGGAUACCAGCCCAGUCUGUUAGAAAUAUAGUCGGUCUAGAGUUCGGCUCAUGUAAAUCUUUGAACAGAAUUCGGAUUGUUAUAGAUAGGAUAGAUUUGUUAGCUCUAUCUCUAAGAUUGUAAAUCUACACAACAAACCGAAUAUCCUACGAUCUCAUUUGUAAUUGUGUUGGAGUCUUUAGUACUCCCAUAUAUAAACACGUAACCUGUAGUAUAUCGAGAUAGGCAACUACAGUUCCACCAAUUCUUUCAUGGUAAUCAGAGCUGCCUCUUCCUAAAGCACAUGCAAGAUCCGUCCAUGGCAUCCUCCUCCUCCUCCACGUCGCUGCAACUCGGACAAGUAUCCGAGAAACUCACACGGGACAAUUAUGUCCUGUGGAAGGCGCAGUUCCUCCCUGCUGUUCGUGGCGCCCAGCUUCUUCGGAUCCUCGAGGGGAAGGUUCCCGCGCCAAGUCCAAUCCUGAAGGUGCUGCUGGACGGCAAGAAGAAAGAAGUCUCCAACCCCGAGUACGAUUCGUGGGUGAGCAAAGAUCAACAGCUCCUCAGCUAUCUGCUGAAUUCCAUCACCCGAGAGGUGCUGGCAGGAGUAGCAACCAUGACAACCUCCGCUGAAGCAUGGAAGGCGCUGGAGGUUAUGUUUGCGGCGCAAUCUAGAGCACGGGUCACCAACCUGCGAAUGCAACUGGCUACCUUGAAGAAGGGAAGCCUGACGACGGCGGCCUACUUCAACAAGAUGCAGAACAUCAAGGAUGAACUCGACGCCGCCGGAAAAUCCAUUGGCGACGAAUAGGUGGUUGCUCAUAUUCUUAAUGGUCUUGAUUAUGAUUAUCACCCCUUUGUGUCUGCUAUGCUUGGCCGUGGGGAUGCUAUUUCCCUUUCAGAUCUAUACUCACAAUUGAUGGAGUACGAUCUUCGCCUUGAGAUGUUUCAAGAGGCCGGUCAAUAUCAAUCGUCGGCCAAUGCUGCUUCUCGCGGGCGCGGCUCUAAUCGUGCGCGAGGAAGCUAUCGCGGCAGAGGCAAUGGUGGAGGCCGUGGUGGUCGCGGACACCCUAGCCAAAACCAGAUCGGCGGCACCAACAACACCUCAGUCUCGCUCAAGAAGAAGGUUCAGUGUCAGAUCUGCAAGAAAGUGGGACAUGAGGCCUCAAGAUGCUGGUACCACUACGACGAUGACGAGCAACAGCCAAGCAAGACAGCAGGCUCUCCUGAAGCAAGCUACGGAUAUGACACCAACUGGUAUGCUGACAGUGGUGCUACUGAUCAUGUAACUAGUGAGUUGGAGAAGCUCACUGUGCGUGACAAAUAUACGGGACGAGAUCAAAUCCACACCGCCAGCGGCUCAGGUAUGAAAAUUAGUAAUAUUGGGCAUUCAAUUUUUCAUACCCCCAGCAAGGAUUUUCAUCUCAAAAACAUCCUUCAUGUUCCUAGCUCCCAGAAGAAUCUUGUUUCUGUUCACAAAUUAACACGAGACAAUAAUGCUUUCCUUGAAUUUCAUCCGAAUUUCUUUCUAAUUAAGGAUCAGGACACGAAGAAAAUCCUUCAUCAAGGCAGAUGUAAAGGCGGUCUCUAUCCUCUAGCGUCGCAUUCGUUCCAAGGAAAUUCCAGUAAACAAGUUUAUGCAGUCAGUAAGCCGUCUAUCUCUAGAUGGCAUAGUCGACUAGGUCAUCCAGCUAUUCCCAUUGUCGAGAAAAUUCUUAGUACUAAUAAUUUGCCGCAUGAUAGUGCUCAUAAUCAUGAGUCUGUUUGUGAUGCUUGCCAAAGGGCUAAAAGCCAUCAGCUUCCAUAUACAGUUUCGAAUAAAGUUUCUAGUGCUCCUCUUGAUUUAAUCUA